Messenger RNA from Alosa alosa (allis shad), 2789 nucleotides. RefSeq names its product phospholipase A2-activating protein (gene plaa). Gene Ontology annotation, biological process: proteasome-mediated ubiquitin-dependent protein catabolic process; ubiquitin recycling. The coding region runs from base 82 to 2490 and encodes 802 amino acids. The record is from RefSeq and is a predicted model, not a curated record. Lineage: Eukaryota; Metazoa; Chordata; Actinopteri; Clupeiformes; Clupeidae. Gene Ontology annotation, molecular function: ubiquitin binding. The transcript is spliced from 14 exons. Gene Ontology annotation, cellular component: cytoplasm; nucleus.
UUUACGCCGCUGCUCACUUGAUACUGUUGGACCUCGUUAGCUUCUCGGAACUGUCAAUUCAUUGUCCGAGAGUCGCUUAAAAUGGCAUCUUCUAGUACUUAUAGGCUAAGUUGCUCCAUCCCAGGGCAUGAGAUGGAUGUAAGGGGCCUUGCCACUGCACCUUUCCCUGAUGGAGCUUUUGUGUCGGUCUCCCGGGACAGAACAGCAAGAGUAUGGGUACCCAAUUCAAGUCCUGGUGGAGGUUUCUCGGAAAUGCAUUGUAUGAACGGCCACACGAACUUUGUGUCCUGCGUUUGUAUCAUAUCCCCAAAUGAAACCUACCCCCGCGGGCUCAUCGUGACUGGGGGCAACGAUCACAAUAUCUGCGUGUUUUCCCUCGACAGACCCGACCCCAUGUAUACCCUCAAGGGCCACAAGAAUACAGUAUGCUCGCUGUCUGCCGGGAGGUUUGGGACGUUACUGAGUGGUUCCUGGGACACCACAGCCAAAGUGUGGCUCAACGACAAAUGCAUGAUGACAUUGCAGGGUCACACAGCUGCCGUUUGGGCUGUGGUCAUCCUGCCGGAGCAGGGCCUGAUGCUGACUGGGUCGGCCGACAAAACCAUCAAGCUGUGGAAGGCCGGCCGCUGCGAGAAGACCUACACUGGUCAUGAGGACUGUGUGCGUGGCCUGGCCGUGGUGAAUGACGUCGAGUUCUUCUCCUGCAGUAACGACGCCAGCAUACGCCGCUGGAUGGUGACGGGCGAGUGCGUGCAGGUCUACUACAGUCACACCAACUACAUCUACAGCCUGUCUGUCUUCCCCAACGGACAAGACUUCAUCAGUACAGGUGAGGACCGCUCAGUGAGAGUGUGGAAGCAGGGUGAAUGUGUUCAGACCAUUCGCCUGCCUGCCCAGUCGGUGUGGUGCUGCUGCCUGCUGACCAAUGGGGACAUUGCAGUGGGUGCCAGUGACGGGAUCAUCCGGGUGUUCACGGAGUCGCAGGAGCGUGUGGCAAGUGCGCAGGACCUACAGGCCUUUGAGGACGAGCUCUCCAAAGCCACCAUCGACCCCAAGACGGGAGACCUGGGAGACAUCAAGAUGGAGGAACUCCCUGGGAGGGAACACCUGGAUGAACCAGGUAACCGUGACGGCCAGACACGUCUGAUCAGGGAGGAUGACCAUGUUGAGGCGUACCAGUGGAGUGUGAGUGAAGCUCGCUGGAUGAAGAUCGGAGACGUGGUGGGGGGGUCCUCCCAGCAGAAGUCCGAGAGGGUCAUGUACGAGGGCAAGGAGUAUGACUUUGUCUUCACCAUCGACGUGAACGAGGGCGGCCCGUCCAUGAAGCUGCCCUACAACGUGACGGAGGACCCGUGGCUGACCGCCCACAACUUCCUGCAGAAGAACGACCUGAGCCCCAUGUUCCUGGACCAGGUGGCCAACUUCAUCAUCGAGAACACUAAAGGCCACACGCUGGGCCCUGCGCCCUCCUCCAGCGACCCCUUCACCGGUUCGGGCAGGUAUAUCCCCGGCGCCUCCGACGAUGGCCUCAGAGGAGGAGCAGCGGAUCCCUUCACAGGUGCUGGUAGGUAUAUACCUGGAUCAGGACCUUCGCCCCCAGGAUCUGCUGGAGUGGCAGACCCUUUUACAGGGGGCAGUGCGUACUCUUCGGCUAGCAACAGGCAAACCAGGACCAACAUCUACUUUCCCAAGACAGACGGGGUCACCUUCGAACAGGCCAAUGCCACACAGAUACUGGCUAAGCUGAAGGAGCUGAACGGAGGAGCUCCUGAGGAGCACAGGCUGUCUGAGGAGGUGCUGGGCGGGCUGGAGCAGCUGCUGUUGGCCGUGUGUGACCUCAAAGGAUCCCAGCAGCUGCAGCCGCCCACAGACCAGCAGAUCAACCUGCUCCUGAAGACCGCACACUGGCCUGAGGACAUCGUGUUCCCCGUGCUGGACAUCCUGCGGCUGGCGGUGCGCCACCCGGAGGUGAACGCGCGCCUGUGCGGCGGCAGCGAGGGUGUGAGCCUGUGCAACCACCUGCUGUCCCUCAUGGGCCCCCAGGGCCGGCCGGCCAAUCAGAUGCUGGCACUGCGCACGCUCUGCAACUGCUUUGCGGCAGCCCGCGGGCGCCAUCUUCUCCUGGCCCAGCGCGAGGCCGUGCUGACCCGCGCGUCCGACCUGCGCUCCGUCUGCAACAAGAACAUCCACGUGGCGCUGGCCACGCUCGUGCUCAACUACGCCGGGCAGCUGCUGGGUCAGGGUCCGUCGGAGCUGGAGGCCAAGGCGCAGUGCCUGUCGGUGGCUAGCGCCGCCCUGGAGGUUGUGCAGGACAGGGAGGCCGUGUUCCGGCUGCUGGUGGCACUGGGCACCACGGUGUCGGGCGACGCCACCGCCAGGGACCUGGCGCGCUCGCUCGGCGUGCCCGCGCAGAUCAACAAGUACUCGGGCGUGGCAGAGCCAGCCAAAGUGGGUGAAUGCUGCCGACUGCUACUGGAUGAACUACAGUGACCCCCGAACUCCCCUCCCACCCCCACACACACCUCAAAAAAAUGAAUACGGGGCACCCUGACCUUGCCGUGACCUCUACUCCUGGAACCCUUUACCCAAUUCAUACUUAACAUCCAUCUACUCCAGUCUAUUCCAAAACAAGCACACACACACACACACACACACACACACACAUACACACAUACAUAUCCAUAUUUUUAGUUUCUAUUUAACAUGAUCAGUUGUUUUGGUGGUGAUUGAUUUGACUUGAAUGCAUGUGGUGAAAAUAAAUGCGACGUACAAAUGGAAGCUUUCCUAAA